AUGGCCCCCAUCAAAUACACUCCUCCUCCUACACCAUCACCUCCAGCAUCUUGUUACGCCAUGAGUGAUGACGACGAAGAUGAAUAUAAUACCAUCGCUCAGGCUGCCUCCCGGAGAGGGGUCAAGUUACUCUUCUCCAAAAGCAAAGUCUAUGUCCAUCCAACUUCAUCCUCUAAAGAUAAUAUCCCUGGCUUCAUUGCUUUGAUUCAACAAAAAUCGACGACCCCCGCAUCACAUGCUUCUGCCUCACAAUCCAAGAACCCAGACACACCCUGCUACCUUCUCGCCUGGGUCCCAGAGUCCUCACUCGGAGAUGCCUAUGAUACAUAUGUCAAAGUCGACCUGUCGAGCGGCGACUCCCCGCCACGCCAGAAGUACCUAGUUCCGCCGCUUCCGACAACCACCACAUACAAAGAUCCGAUCGGGCUGUACUCAUUCGCAGUACCUCUUUCAGAGAUAUACUCGCUCCUAAUACGGCCGCCCAGUUUGGGAUGGUGGUUCGGUAGUUUGGUGAUCAACACGCGGGCAGGCGAUGGUUUCCCCGCACUAUUCUUCCACGACGAUGAAUGCGAGUCAACGAUUUUGCAGAAACGGAAGAGAGUCAAGGAGAGCUUUGAUCCAUUUGGUGCUGAAGGAGUAUUCUGGGGCGGCGAUGAAAUACUGCGGUGGCUGCGGAAAUAUGCGGAGGUACAACGGUCAGCGGUGGACCGCAACGUCUAUCUCAUCAACCCGUCGGAUGAGGAUCAGUUGUCUUUUGGUCGGCCAGUGAGUCACGGCGACAAGUCAAUUUCAGCAAAGGCGCAGCCUGAAGCAGCAGCCGCGUCGACUCAAUCUGGAUCGACUGAUGCCAGCAUGGAUCCGUUUAUGAAGACUCUCAAGGAAACCCGGUGGAAGGUGCUGGAGCAGCUGAGCAAAAUUACUACUUUCACUCGUCGAACUGCGAACGAGAUUGCGGACAACCCCCGCAUACCGCCUCAGAUGCGUCGUUUGAUGAAAAAUCCCGAGAUCCAGACCCUGCAAGAUGAGUUCGACAGCGCUCGCGUUUAUUUGGCUCGCUGGGCGAUGACCGUCGCCGAGCAGGGCGACAAAGAGCGGAAUCAACGUAUAUGGACAGCGCAGGAUAUGCUUGAAUUGGAAAACAGUUCGGUCGGAGACUUUGAAAUUUUGGAGCUGGAGACUGGGAACUUGGCGAUCCAGGAGCGACGCCGAAUUCUCCAACUGCCAGAAUGGCAAGGAUUCUUUGACCCAACCACAGGAAGACUCCAAGUGACGACAGAGGAAGUUAAGGAGCGUAUUUUCCAUGGAGGGUUAGACCCCAAUGAUGGCGUCAGGAAAGAAGCCUGGCUCUUCCUUCUCGGUGUGUAUUCUUGGGAUAGCAGCCGCGAAGAACGACAAGCGAUGAUGAACUCUAAGCGGGAUGAAUACAUUCGACUGAAAGCGGGAUGGUGGGAGCGAAUGGUUGAGGGGAACUCAACUUCUGAGGAGUUUGAGCAUUGGAAAGAGCAGAAGAAUCGAAUAGAGAAGGAUGUUCAUCGCACCGAUCGCACCAUUCCAUUGUUCGCAGGCGAAGAUAUCCCUCACCCCGAUCCGGACUCUCCAUUCGCGGAGACCGGCACCAAUGUCCAUCUGGAGCAGAUGAAAGAUAUGCUCCUGACAUAUAAUGAAUUCAACCCAGACCUUGGCUAUGUCCAGGGGAUGAGUGAUCUCCUCGCGCCAAUCUAUGCCGUCAUGCAAGAUGACGCCGUGGCCUUCUGGGCGUUUGUCGGUUUCAUGGAUCGAAUGGAACACAAUUUCCUUCGUGACCAGUCCGGGAUGCGCGGCCAGCUCCUAGCUUUGGAUCACCUCGUCCAGCUGAUGGACCCACAGUUGUACUUGCAUCUGCAGUCCGCUGAUAGCACCAAUUUCUUCUUUUUUUUCCGCAUGCUGUUAGUGUGGUACAAGCGCGAGUUCGACUGGAGCGAUGUUUUGCGUCUGUGGGAGACACUGUGGACCGAUUAUUUCUCCAGCAGUUUCCACCUCUUCAUUGCAUUGGCCAUCCUCGAGAAGCAUCGUGAUGUGAUCAUGGAUCAUCUUAAGCAUUUCGAUGAAGUGCUCAAAUACAUCAACGAAUUGUCCAACACAAUGGACCUCGUACCGAUCCUCACCCGAGCAGAGUCACUUUUUAAGAGAUUUGAGCGUUCAGUUCAAGCUAUAGAUAAGAAGGAUAAUUUCCCCGCUGCACCAACUGCUCACCAGCGCCGGCCAGCAAAUAACCAAGAUUCCCCUUCAAACAAGGGCAAGUCGCCUCAGCGACCCGCUAUUGGAUCAAGCAGCGGAGUCAGCGGUCCCUCGUCUCUUCAGCAGACCGUCAAUGCCGAUAAACCGAAGGUGAUAUCUCCUGAGCUUCGAGAAUUGCUUCGUAAGGAUAUCCCGUGGCGACGCCAGCAGUCUCCAUAA
Molecule: messenger RNA, 2436 nt
Organism: Penicillium soppii
Lineage: Eukaryota; Fungi; Ascomycota; Eurotiomycetes; Eurotiales; Aspergillaceae
Product: GTPase-activating protein GYP7
Exons: 5
Coding region: 1-2436 (811 amino acids)
Biological process (GO): activation of GTPase activity
Molecular function (GO): GTPase activator activity
Source: RefSeq, a predicted model, not a curated record